Messenger RNA from Daphnia pulex (common water flea), 4377 nucleotides. RefSeq lists its product as uncharacterized. Gene Ontology annotation, biological process: DNA integration. The record is from RefSeq and is a predicted model, not a curated record. The coding region runs from base 1 to 4377 and encodes 1458 amino acids. Gene Ontology annotation, molecular function: nucleic acid binding; zinc ion binding. The transcript is spliced from 2 exons. NCBI's taxonomy places the organism in Eukaryota, Metazoa, Arthropoda, Branchiopoda, Diplostraca, Daphniidae.
AUGACGUCGGCAGCGGAUGCGUUGGCAGCAGCCAACGCAGCAACAGCAGCUGUCGCGGCUACCGACGCACGGAUUGACGCCAUUGAAGUCGGUCAGACGGCCAUUGCUACCCAAUUGGCCCAACUUUUGGCCAUCGUUCAAGCUGGCGGCGCCGGCGGCGGUGCUGGAGGUGGCGGUGCUGGUGGAGGCGGUGGCGCUGGUGGCGGUGGACCUUUGUUGCCUCCAUUACCCCCCCAAAGACGGCGACUGGAUCCAUCCGGAGUUGACAAACUUCACAGCGAUAUAUCUAUUCCGCUUUUGAAAUCAUGGAGGAAUCGGUGGAAUGAUUUUGUGGAACUAAGUCAGCUGGCUAGUUACCCUAUCACGGAACAGAUGGCAGCAUUCCGAAUGUCACUGGAUCCCACAAUGCAACAAGUGGUGGGGGUUGGACUAAACAUCACUCCGGCGACUAUAACCACUCCCGACCAAGUGCUCGACCGCAUCGCGGAUUAUAUUCGGGCUAAGCGGAAUGUUGCACUGGACCGCGUGGCGUUCGAAGAGCGGAAGCAGGGACCGUCAGAAUCAUUUGACGACUUCUAUAUCGGGCUGCGUCGGCUGGCGGACGCAGCAGACUUGUGCGGAACAUGCACAGAAACGAGACUGGUAACGCGCAUCAUUGCCGGAACUCGGGACACGGAAACGAAAAAGAAACUGCUGGCUCUUAGUCCGUUCCCAACCUUACAAGCCACGGUCAACAUUUGUCGGAGCGAAGAAUCGGCUCGGGCAAAUGAGCGCAUUCUCAGUGGGCAAUCCGGAGUGGCAGCCAUUGUGACGAAACAAGGUCAAUCAGACCGUCGCCCAUACAAAAAUGAGUGCGGAUCAUGCGGCCGGGCAUCUCAUGCUCCAGAAGAAAGCUGUCCGGCGGUUGGAAAGUCGUGCCAUCUAUGUGGAAAACCGAACCACUUCUCCCCGAAAUGUCCCAACCGGAAUAAGGAAAAAACCGGCACGAGCGGUGGCGCUAGUGGUGGCGCCAAAUCUAAGAUGGCACAUAUCAUCAUUGGAAACAUCCAGGCCAACCAAAAUCGCCGGGGGUCUCCUACUAUAUCCCUGGAAAUACUGGAAGAAGACGGCGCAGUAGCAGCACUGCUUACUAAUGCAAUUCCGGAUCCUGGCGCUGAAGUCAGUGUGUGCGGAAAGGACGUCAUGGAGGCCAUCGGAAUAUCUGAAAGUCAGUUGGCAGCUUCAUCGUUCGACUUGGUUAUGGCAGACCGCUCGUCGCCACUGUUGUCUAUUGGGCAACGGGAUCUGACAGUUCGGUACAGUGAUCAAAGUGCCCGCAUCACGGUCGUGUUUUGCCCUGAGAUUAGUGGAAUGCUGCUAUGCCGAGUAGACUGUAUCAGUCUGAACAUUCUACAUCAGGAUUAUCCUAAACCGUUGGUGCCGAUAAAUUCUUUAAGGGCGACGGACGCUCCAUUACAUCCGGGCGACACGGUAGCCCCUUCUAGCGGUCCCUUUCUCCGCGGCGUUUACAUUCCGGUGGAGCCUAGUGCGGAACAGAUUUCUGUCGUCGAAUCGGCCAUCAUGGCAGAAUUUGAUGUAGUGUUCGACCAAGACGACGAGUUACGUCAGAUGGUUGGCCCAGACAUGGAGAUACAAAUACGCGAUGAUGCUGUCCCCUUCUACGUCAAUGGCGCGCGCCCGAUUGCGUUCGGCGACCGCGUCGAAGUCAAGAAUAAGUUGGACGAACUGGUCAAGAAGAAAGUGAUUGUGCCCGUCAGUGAGCCGUCGGAGUGGGCCGCACCGUUGGUAGUGAUCCGCGGUCCAGGCGGUAAGCUUCGGAUUUGUGUCGACCACACGCGCUUAAAUAAAUUCGUCAAACGGCCUACACACCCGACUCGCACGCCACGGGACGCAGUGGCCGAAAUCGACAGUGAAUGUCGCUUCUUCACUAGUUUCGACGCUGUGAACGGUUACUACCAAAUCCCCCUUCAUCCAUCCAGCCAGCACCUCACAACGUUCAUGACUCCAUGGGGACGGUAUAAAUUCUUACGCGCAUCCAUGGGCCUAUGCAGCUCCGGCGAUGAGUACAACCGGCGGGCGGACGCGGCAUUUGCAGCCAUGACCAACACCAUAAGAGUGGUGGACGAUUUGCUGCGCUUUGAUCGCUCGUUUCCAGCACAUGUCGCCGGCGUCUGCGCGAUCUUGCAAGCCGCCCGCGUAGCUGGGAUUACGUUUAGUAAGGAAAAGUUUCGCUUCGCCCAACCCCGAAUUUCUUGGGUCGGCUAUGACAUUCAACACGGCGGCAUCACAAUCGAGGAAGGUAAAUUGAAGGCAUUAUCACAGUUCCCCCGCCCAACCAAUAUCUCGGAGCUCCGAUCAUUUAUGGGCUUGGUAGAACAGUUGGCGGGAUUCUCAACAGAAGUAGCUGCCGCAAAAGCCCCUCUACGCCCUCUGCUCAGCACUCGCAACCCAUAUGUCUGGACGGCAGACCACGACCAGGCCUUCGAAGCAGUGAAGCUAGCCCUCGUUUCUCCUCCAGUGCUCGUUCAUUUCGACCCGGGACGAGAAACUACAAUUCAGGUCGACGCGUCGCGGAAAAAUGGCAUGGGAUACGCCCUACUACAGCGCCACGGUGAUUCAUGGCGGUUGGUGGAUGCCAACUCACGCUGGUGUACGGACACCGAAUCCCGAUAUGCCAUCGUGGAACUGGAGUUGGCCGCCGUAGAAUGGGCUAUCCGGAAGUGCCGCCUGUACCUGUCAGGCCUACCUAACUUCACGUUGAUGGUCGACCAUCAAGCGCUGGUGGCGAUCCUUGACAAAUAUACCCUCGACGCAAUCGACAAUCCAAAAAUCCAGCGUCUUAAGGAGCGCUUGUCCCCAUAUUCUUUCACCACCGUGUGGCGCAGGGGAAAAGACCACGCAAUACCGGACGCACUUUCACGAGCACCCGUGAACGACCCGGCAGUGGACGAUGAAUGCGUUGGGACGGAACUAGCAUUCUCCGUGCGUCAUGUAGUUAUCCAGAGCGUCAACGCAAUUAUCGAACCGGAAGACGAAGUAGUUUCACCGAGUCAUCUGCCGGAUCACCUUCUCGACGAUUUACGCACGGGAGCAGCAGCCGAUCCUCAUUACCUUGACCUCAUCGCUGCAGUUGAAUCCGGAUUUCCUACGAAUCGUGCGCUCAUUCCGACCCACAUCCGUCAAUUCUGGUCAAUUCGAGAUCAGCUGUCCACAGAUGGCGGCCUCGUUCUGUACGGCUCGCGCAUCGUUAUCCCUCUCGCAUCACGCCGUAAAAUCCUCACAAAAUUGCACGCGGCUCAUCAGGGGAUCGUGAGGACAAAACGGCGCGCACAACAGACCGUUUAUUGGCCGGGAAUCACCAAUGACGUCACGAUGUUGGUGGAGCGCUGCGCCACCUGCCAGGAACGCUUGGCGAGCCAAGGCCAGGAACCGCUGUUGGCUGAUCCUAUGUCAACGUAUGUUUUCGAAGACGUCUCCGUGGACUUGUUCCAACAUGGGUCUCUACAUGUCUUGGUUUAUGCCGACCGCCUGUCAGGGUGGCCGGUAGUGCAUCAGUGGAAGCAUGACCCGACGGCCCGGGAGGUGAUGCAGGCCGUCAUCAGCAACUUCGUGGAAUUGGGUGUUCCGAUGCGCCUUCGUUCGGAUAACGGCCCGCAAUUUGAUGCCGGAAUUUUUCAGGGGGCUCUUCAACGCUGGGGAGUAGCGUGGGGCAAUUCCACCCCGCACUACCCCCAAAGUAACGGGCAUGCAGAGGCGGCGGUGAAAGCGGUGAAGGAGUUGGUGCUGAAGCUGGCCCCAUCCGGAGAUUUAUCAUCGGAGGAGUUCCUCGCCGGAUUGCUGGAAUUCCGGAAUACUCCGCACGAGACGGGACUGUCGCCGGCUCAAAUCGUCUUUGGCCAUCAGCUCCGCUCUAUCGUUCCAGCUCACCGCUCAUCCUACGCCAGCCAAUGGAAAGAGGUUAUGGCGGCGCGAGAACGACAGGCGGAAGCGAACGCGGCCACGAAAUUCCGCUUUGACUCCCGAACCCGUCCACUCUGCCCCCUCCCCGUCGGGGCGCCGGUACGUGUUCAGGAUAACAAGACAAAAUUAUGGAGCCACAUUGGGGUAAUCGUCGCGGUUGGCCGAUACCGGUCAUAUCGCGUCAAAUUCGCUAGCGGCAGCGUGCUUUGGCGCAACAGGCGAUUCAUCCGUCUCAUGGUACCUUCAACGGCCGAGGAAGAGAGCGGCGCAGAACCGGAGUCAACGGAGACGAGCGACCAACACGCAGCGGCGACCAUGGACCGCCCGGAAGACGGGCGGCAGCCGGCAGCAACCAUACCACCAGCUCCCCGCAGAAGCGCCCGUCAACGCAAGCCCCGGGUUAUGUUUUCAGUCUAA